Lycium ferocissimum is the source of this 1233-nucleotide messenger RNA. RefSeq names its product large ribosomal subunit protein uL18-like. Gene Ontology annotation, cellular component: ribosome; cytosolic large ribosomal subunit. Gene Ontology annotation, molecular function: structural constituent of ribosome; 5S rRNA binding. Gene Ontology annotation, biological process: translation; ribosomal large subunit assembly. NCBI's taxonomy places the organism in Eukaryota, Viridiplantae, Streptophyta, Magnoliopsida, Solanales, Solanaceae. The transcript is spliced from 9 exons. Bases 88 to 990 code for a protein of 300 amino acids. The record is from RefSeq and is a predicted model, not a curated record.
CAUGUCUGUAUUUGAGCUUCAAGUAGCUCUUUUUCACAGCACCUGCUCUUCCUUUUCCCCCUAUCUCCUAUAGCCGGCGGAACAAAAAUGGCCUUUAUCAAAGUCCAGAAGACGAGGCCUUACUUUAAGCGUUUCCAGGUUAAAUUCAAGAGAAGGAGAGAGGGAAAGACUGAUUAUAGAGCCAGGAACAGGCUCAUCAAUCAGGACAAAAAUAAGUACAACACUCCGAAAUACCGUUUCGUUGUCCGAUUUACUAACAAGGACAUAAUUGCACAAAUUGUGUCUGCUAGCAUUGCUGGUGACAUGGUUCUUGCUUCUGCGUAUGCAAGCGAGUUGCCUCAUUUUGGACUUAAAGUUGGACUGACAAACUAUGCUGCUGCAUACAGUACCGGACUUCUCUUGGCAAGACGAGUUCUAAAGAAGCUUGAAAUGGACGAAGAGUAUCAGGGAAAUCUCGAUGUCAACGGGGAGGAUUACUCUGUUGAACCUGCUGAAAGCAGGAGGCCUUUCCGUGCUCUCUUGGAUGUUGGCCUUCUAAGAACUACCACAGGGAACCGUGUUUUUGGUGCUCUCAAGGGUGCAUUGGAUGGUGGGAUUGACAUCCCUCAUAGCGAGAAGAGGUUUGCUGGAUUCAGCAAGGAUUCUAAGCAGCUCGAUGCUGAGGUUCACCGCAAAUAUAUCUAUGGUGGCCAUGUUGCUGCAUAUAUGAAUACAUUGACGGAAGAUGAACCUGAGAAAUAUCAGUCACAGUUUAGCUUGUACAUCAAGUCGGGUCUUGAGGCGGACAAUCUUGAGGAGAUGUACAAAAAGGUUCAUGCUGCCAUCCGUGCAGAUCCAAGCCCAAAGAAGUCUGGGAAGCAACCUCCCAAGCAGCACAAGAGGUACAACCUCAAGAAGCUUACUUAUGACGAGAGGAAAGCUAGGUUGAUCGAGAGACUCAAUGCUUUGAACGCAGCUGGUGGAAAUGAUGAUUCUGAAGACGAUGAUUAGUGAACUUGCAGAAUAAGAAUUUUGAGUUCUUGUUGCCUUGUGGUUUUCGAUUAAUAUUGUUUUUUAUUUUUUCUACUAGGUAGAAACCUCAGUUUUGCAUGCUUAGUAGAAUGAGACUUAUCAGUUUGACAGUGUAUGGGAUUAUAUUUGCUUCACGCAUUUAUUCCAUUGAGUUUAAGUUGUCAUCCGGAUAUAAGAAGUAUUUUCUCUUUUUCAAAAUUGUUCUGAAAAUAGUUUUUGGUU